Arachis ipaensis is the source of this 589-nucleotide messenger RNA. RefSeq lists its product as uncharacterized. The record is from RefSeq and is a predicted model, not a curated record. Lineage: Eukaryota; Viridiplantae; Streptophyta; Magnoliopsida; Fabales; Fabaceae.
AGAGAUCGGAGACGAGGGAGAGGACCGCAAGGGAGGGGAAGAGUCACGCCGCCCAGCGCCGGCCUGCACGCCGCCAACGUCGCCGGUGUUGUCGCAAUGAGAAAGAGAGCCCGCCGGACCGUCGCGGAGCUGUCCCUGCUGCCGUGCCCAGCUGCAGUUGGGAGCCCUGCCGUUGCUCAUGGGGUUACGCCAGUUAGCUUCUGCCGCCGGAAAAUGCCCCUGCUGCGUCGUCGGAGAAUUCUGCCGCUACUAUUAUCAGAAAUUCGGGCCGCCGCCGUCACUCGAGAAUUAUUGGCGGAGCUGCUGCCGGGCUGCCGCCGAUCCGGUUCGGAGAUCGUCGCUGUUUCGGUUCAGCCUUUCUCCCUCGGUCUUGGGUUUAUAUCGAUGCUUGCGUGUCGUGCUCGGAGUUUGCGACUGCUUCGUUUCGCUAGCUCAUGUUGCUAUGGUUACCGCGGGAGUAGCUUGGAGCCGAGGUUGCGGUUGUUGGUGAUCCCGGUUUAAGAGAGGAGAUUCCUGUGACGCGUUUGGGUUAUGGAUUUGCGUUUUGAGGUAGGGGCGCUUUCCAAAAACUAUAGUUUAUUAUUGGAAU